AUGUGGAAAAGCAGUCAGGCAGAUGCUGGCAUGCUCGUUAUCAAGUCUGUUUUAGCAGUGAAAAUCGGUGUUGCUGGCACGGCAGAAGAUUUGCUCUCUCCAGCAAAAAAUUGGAUGCUACUUUACUGCCCAGCUGCACCGGUGUUUCGGUUUCAUCUUUCAGGGCCACGCCUGUCAGGCCACGCUUGCGCGCUUCUGUCAGCAGGUAAUGCAGUUUGUAGGCAGCCUCGGCAUAGCUGA
Messenger RNA from Stylonychia lemnae, 240 nucleotides. The record is from the annotation of a GenBank genome assembly. Lineage: Eukaryota; Ciliophora; Spirotrichea; Sporadotrichida; Oxytrichidae.